UGCACAGCCAUCUUUGUAGACAACAAAAAUUUAACCGUUGCUACAUCUCAGCCCGUUGUCUACUGUUGUUUUGUUCUUCUCAAGUUCAUUAUUGGGAAUGUUUUAAUCAAAAUGUCCAUUUAAAUGAAGUUUUUUUAAAGGGCUGGGAGUUUUCCGUGGCAAGACGUGUUGUUUUAUCAUCCUCUACAAUCUAAAUUAGCAACCUAGUGCAAAUCACGAGUUACUUUAUCUUGCUGCAGCACCACUCAGCAGUUGGAGCCGAUUAUUGGACUACUUUUUUCUCUGGGCUGCUGAUUAAUAUUAGCCUAAAACCUCAAAGUAUCUCAGGAUUCUGUUUUGGCCUUACCAUCUUCACGCACCAGAACAACAUGUUGGAUUCCAGUUAUGAUCGUCGCCUCAGGCGAACGAUGGAGCUAACGGCAGGACCUUCAACCGCGACGACGACGACCUCUGCGCUUAUCUCACCCACCAAAAACCGACCAAAUUCUACUCGCAAUAUCGGUGAUCGACUUGUCCCAACUCGAGCCGGAAACAACUGGCAAGUCGCCUUCCACAUGAAAGAAGAAUUAAGCCCAACGUCAUCUAGUAUGAGGAAUCGAGAAGGUCCUCCUGUUGCGAGUGACGCUGCUGGUCGCGAUCGGAGCUUAUUUCGUUCCAUUCUAGAGAAUGAAGUUCUCAACAGUGGUAUCGAGGAUCCUCGGGAACUACAAAACAAGAAACGCCGAGUGUUUCACUAUGAUAGUCCAUUAAAACCAGAAAAUCGAGUAAGUCAGCCAUAUUCGCUAUCACCACUGAGUCCCGCAAGCCAAAAGCUGCUGCAAUCUCCACGUAAAGCAGCAAGAAAAAUUGCCAAAGUGCCUUUUAAAGUUCUUGAUGCUCCUGAACUACAGGAUGAUUUCUACUUAAAUCUAGUAGAUUGGUCUUCCCAAAAUGUGCUAAGUGUCGGACUAGGGGCGUGUGUAUAUCUGUGGGCAGCUGCAACUAGCCAAGUGACGCGAUUGUGCGAUUUAGCACCGGAAGGUGAUAGCGUUACCUCGGUGGCUUGGGCGGAACGAGGUCACUUAGUUUCGGUGGGCACACAUCGCGGAACAGUUCAAGUUUGGGACGUAACUGCUGGUAAGCGGAUUCACACGCUGGAAGGACAUACAGCGCGUGUGGGUGCUUUAGCGUGGAACGGAGACCUCCUUGCCUCCGGAAGCCGAGAUCGCCUUAUCUUGCAGAGGGAUAUUCGCACUCCUCCCUCGAUCGCGCAAAGGCGACUUUCUGGACAUCGACAAGAGGUGUGUGGCCUGAAAUGGUCACCUGAUAAUCAACUCCUAGCUUCUGGUGGUAAUGACAAUAAGUUAUUUGUCUGGGGACUCCAUUCUGUUGCGCCAUUGCAGACGUUUACCGAACAUUUGGCAGCUGUCAAAGCGAUUGCUUGGUCGCCACAUCAUCACGGAGUUUUAGCUAGUGGUGGAGGUACCGCAGAUCGAUGCAUCCGUUUCUGGAACACGCUCACCGGGCAACCCAUGCAAUAUGUCGAUACGGGAUCACAAGUGUGCAAUUUGGCUUGGUCCAAGCAUUCGUCGGAGUUGGUGAGUACCCAUGGAUACUCGCAAAAUCAAAUUCUUAUCUGGAAAUACCCGAGCCUAGCUCAGGUUGCACAACUGACAGGCCAUUCCUAUCGUGUUCUUUAUCUGGCGAUGUCGCCCGAUGGUGAGUCCAUAGUAACAGGAGCGGGCGACGAGACAUUAAGGUUCUGGAGCGUAUUUAACAAGACCCGAUCGCAAAAGGAAACACGAUCGGUGUUGAAUCUGUUCACUAGUCUGAGGUAGAUUCGGUCUCAUGUGCUAAAGUUAGACAUUGGACCGAAUGAAGUACACACCGCUAUUCCCGAUGCUUUAAUCCGCAACUGUUGUAAAUUCUCCGAGAAUCUCUGGGAUUUUUCCUGGUCUGUAGUAAAGACAGCUCUUCGUUGUUUUUUUGUUUUUUUUCAUUUCUCCUAUUUUUUUUUUUUUUAUUAUUAUUUUCCCCGAUCAUAAAUUAUUGUUCCGUGCGUGUGUUGUCCUUGUGAAACCAAAACUUUCCAGAGAAGAGGAAAAUUAAUGAAGACAUUUUAUGUUUAUUUCUAGUAGGGCCCUUAACCUCUACACUCCCAUACACCCCACAUCUCCCCUCCCCCCCAGUGUUUUCCUUGAAUUUGAUUUUUUUUACCCAAUUAUUUUGUUCUUGAUUGGUUCGGUUUCAACCGCUCCCCUUUCCUCAUUUCCACUAAAGCUUCUUGAUUCUUUUGUUCAAAAUUCCUUUUUUCCUAGACAUUUAUAUGCAAAAUUUAUUCAAUAGCUAACAAAAUAGCCGGGGCUUGUCAGGUGUCGCUCUGUGCUGUUUUGCCGGUUUUUCUGGCUUUUGGGUCAAAAUUAAGGAAAUAACAGAAAAUAUAUAUGGAAAUUCUUUA
Daphnia pulicaria is the source of this 2437-nucleotide messenger RNA. It is a transcript of the gene fzr, whose product is annotated as fizzy-related protein homolog. Gene Ontology annotation, molecular function: anaphase-promoting complex binding; ubiquitin ligase activator activity; protein binding. Gene Ontology annotation, cellular component: anaphase-promoting complex. The record is from RefSeq and is a predicted model, not a curated record. NCBI's taxonomy places the organism in Eukaryota, Metazoa, Arthropoda, Branchiopoda, Diplostraca, Daphniidae. The coding region runs from base 369 to 1817 and encodes 482 amino acids. The transcript has 11 exons. Gene Ontology annotation, biological process: anaphase-promoting complex-dependent catabolic process; positive regulation of ubiquitin protein ligase activity; positive regulation of anaphase-promoting complex-dependent catabolic process.